GUGGUCGUGGUUAUUGGCAACAUGGGGAUCGUGGCAAUUGGCAACAUGAGAGUCGUGGUGAUUGGCAACAUGGAGGUCGUGGUAAUUGGCAACACGGGGGUCGUGGUAAUUUGCAACAUGAGAGUCGUGGUAAUUGGCAAAACGGGGGUCGUGGUAAUUUGCAACAUGGUCAUCAUGGUAAUUGGCGACAUGGUAACCAUGGUAAUUUGGAACACGGGAAUCAUGACAGAAGGCCACCAGCACCGCCACCAGUACUGCCACCAGCACCGCCACCAGCGCCGCCAACAACACAGUCACCCGAAGAGCCUGCAUCAUGUUUCGACAAUGUAGACUACGUCCUAUGUUCUCCUCAAACGGAUUACCAUCCUUCAGUGUGUGACUGUGGAAACAGGGGAGAAUGUUAUAUACAGAUAAAAAUAACCAGAAACGCCGGCGUCGCCAAGAGAGGGGAUGCCGGCAGUGUUUUCAGCGUCAAUGGCGGACGAAUUGGUCCUACUAUUAUCAUAAACCAAGAACAAAUAUUAGUAGUUGAUGUUAUCAAUAAUCUCGCUGAUGAGAAUACUUCAGUACAUUGGCAUGGCAUGCACCAGGACAAUAUGCCUUGA
Molecule: messenger RNA, 605 nt
Organism: Paramuricea clavata
Lineage: Eukaryota; Metazoa; Cnidaria; Anthozoa; Malacalcyonacea; Plexauridae
Source: the annotation of a GenBank genome assembly